Epithele typhae is the source of this 975-nucleotide messenger RNA. RefSeq lists its product as uncharacterized. NCBI's taxonomy places the organism in Eukaryota, Fungi, Basidiomycota, Agaricomycetes, Polyporales, Epitheliaceae. The transcript has 5 exons. The record is from RefSeq and is a predicted model, not a curated record. The coding region runs from base 1 to 975 and encodes 324 amino acids.
AUGUCCGUCACCCCCGCUCCAACAGGCACACUGGGCUCGGAGCUCAAGCGGGAUCCUCGUGCGUUCCCGUUGGACGAGAACAAGCUCACGCAGCUCCUUGGUUCCUCCCACGUCGCGUUCCUCCGCGAGCAGACGGGCAUCAACGAUGAAGAGCAGCUACGGGCGCACAUCCUGACGGUGACUAAGAUGGCCUAUGAGGUGUUUCCGUACCAAUGUAUUCGCCUUUUCGCGUUUGCAGCGUUCAGGGUCCCUUCUAUCCCGAACUACGACCAUCUCUUGAGGCUCGGGAAGGAGCGCGAGGGCGCUAUCCUCCUGGACAUUGGCUGCUGCUUUGGAACUGACAGCCGCAAGAUAGCUGCAGAUGGCUGGCCCGCGCAGAACAUUGUUGCCUCCGAUAUCCAUCCAGAGUUCUGGGCCCUCGGCCACACCCUCUUCGGCUCCACGACCGGCUCCUUCCCCGCUACCUUCGUCCCCGGCGACGCCCUCUCUCCCAUUCACCUCACGCAACACCCCAUCCUCCCGACCUCAUUCUCCGCUCUCCCCUCCGAUCUCACUCCCCUCGACCUCUCCGCCCUCUCCUCCCUCAACCCACUCGCGGGCCGCGUCUCCGCGAUCCACGCCGGCGCGCUCUUCCACCUGUUCUCCGCCGCGGACCAGGCGCGGCUCGCGCGUGCCCUCGCCGGCCUCCUCGCGCCGCACCCGGGUGCGACGAUCGCCGGGAGCCACAGCGCCGCGCCGGACCGCGCGGACGGGGAGCCGCCGCGCGCGGAGGAGGUGGUGAUGCUUGGCGCGGACGGGAGCGCGAUCGCGCAGUUUCGGCACUCGCCCGCGAGCUGGGCCGCGUUGUGGGACGGGGCGGUGUUCGAGAAGGGGACGGUGCGGGUCGAGACGGAGCUGCAGGCGGUCGCGGUCGCGAGCGGGGACGGGGAGGAGGUGCAGUUUUGGAUGCUGUGGUGGGCGGUGACGCGGGUUUGA